Molecule: messenger RNA, 657 nt
Organism: Penicillium verhagenii
Lineage: Eukaryota; Fungi; Ascomycota; Eurotiomycetes; Eurotiales; Aspergillaceae
Product: 60S ribosomal eL14 domain-containing protein
Exons: 5
Coding region: 1-657 (218 amino acids)
Biological process (GO): translation; ribosomal large subunit biogenesis
Cellular component (GO): cytosolic large ribosomal subunit; ribosome
Molecular function (GO): structural constituent of ribosome; RNA binding
Source: RefSeq, a predicted model, not a curated record
AUGGAGAUUUUUAUGUGUAAAGGAACAAGUCCGAACCGGUUGAAACAUACCAUUAGUGUUACUCUGUAUCAAGCAGAGAUGCCAGCCGCGAGUGGCCCGCUAAGCGAGAAUUGUGUGGGCACAUCCGAAAUUCGCAGAGCCAACUUGGACUAUCCGACUUUCUUCGACAACAACCCUCCGACUCAUCCUAACCCGUCGACCACAGCCUUCGCCAUGGCCGAUAUCGAUGUUAAGCUCGCUUCGUGGAAGUUGGUCGAGGUUGGCCGCCUUGUCCUGAUCCGCAGCGGUCCCUUCGCUGGCAAGCUCGCCGCCAUCGUUGAGAUUGUCGACCACCGCCGUGUGCUGGUUGACGGUCCCUCCGGUGAGGAGCAGAAGAUCGUGCCCCGUCACGUUCUUGCCCUCGCUCACGCCUCCCUGACCCCCUUCUCCAUCCCCAAGCUUCCCCGUGCUGCCGGUACCGGCCCCGUCAAGAAGCUUUGGGCUAAGAACGAGAUCGAUGCCAAGUGGACCCAGAGCAACUUCGCCCAGAAGACCGACCGCGUCCAGCGACGGAAGAACCUGACCGACUUCGAGCGCUUCAAGGUCCUGCGUCUCCGCAAGCAGGCCCGCUACGAGGUCCAGAAGUCCUUCGCUAAGGUCCGGGCUGUCAAGGCAUAG